CUUGGGUUUACACCGGCCCAAUGGCGUCAAAAAUCGGCAACUGGCAAAUUGCUUUGGAUAAUAUUAUUGAAGAAUUCGACAAAGAUGGUUCUUUAGAAUAUUUCCGAACACUCACCUCUAAUCAGAAUAGGAUUGAGUUUAUUCUAAACAAAAAUAUUAUUUUAAAUAUUCCUUGGAUCUCUGCCUAUUUGGAGAAUGCUGAUAAAUUACACCUGAAAUCUGACAAAAAAUCAGUCGCAGCACGACAAAAUGGCAACAAGGCAUUUCAAGCGAAGAACUUUGCAGUGGCUCUGGAGCAUUACACUAAGAGCCUAACUUUGGCACCGUUAACUUCCGAUGACCUUGCUCUUUCUUAUUCUAAUCGAUCUGCUGCUCUCUUUCAUCUCGGCAAAUAUCAAGCAUGCAUAGCUGACAUAGAAGAAGUCAAACAAUGUUCUUGUGUUCCUGCUCAUCUUCCAUCGAGACUCAGUCUUCGGAAAGCACAAUGUCUUUUCUAUCUUCAACGCUACAAAGAAGCAAAAACUGAAUUGCAAGAUGGAAUGAAGAACUUACAACAGAAAACUUAUGAUGAUCCAAAGAAAAAGGAAAGUUUAUUGUCUGAUUUUGAAAAAUGGCUGAAGAAAGUAGAAACAAAAUUCGAUCUGGAAUUAACAAAUGAUAUUACCUCAACUCAUCUGCUUGACACUGACAAUGUCUGCGAACCCUGUACCAAAGUUAGUUAUGUCACCAAUUCUGUCGUUACUUGUGCAUCGAGUGCUGUUGAACUCCAAGACAAUAGCAGUUUAGGCCGACAUCUUCGAGCGAAACACCCUCUCAAAGCAGGAGAUGUCCUUAUCGUUGAGAAGCCGUAUGCUGCUAUCCUCCUACCAGACUACUACUUAUCUCAUUGUAAUUACUGUUUAGAUGAAUUAGUUUCUCCUGUACCCUGUCAAAGAUGCUGUCACGUCCUUUACUGUAGCCGCAUCUGCCGUCAACAAGAUUGGUCGUCCUGUCAUUAUGUGGAAUGUUAUUUUCUGAAAUUGUUGCAUUCUGUUGGUAUUGCUCACUUAAGUCUGAGAAUCAUCUUGGUGACUGGCUUACAGUAUCUCCUUGAUUUCAAAGAAAAUCACACCAAAGACACACCUCCUUCGGGAAUUGAUGGUCUUACUGAUGCUGGUUGCUAUGAGACUAAUUACUUAUCUGUCUACAAACUCAUGACUCACUCCACCGACAUACCUGCUGAAGAUCAGCUGCAAUAUUCUAUGACUGCAGUUCUCUUGCUUCACAUAUUGAAUCAAUCUGGAUGGUUCCAGGAGAAGUAUACAGUUCAACAGAUUUUAGACAAUUAUGAUAACAAGGCCAAGGAAAGCCAUUUAUUGUGGUCUGAGCCACACCGUUAUGUUGGGGCUGUUCUAUUACAUCACAUCCAACAACUCAUAUGCAAUGCUCAUGCCAUAACCAAACUAGACUUUUCUGAUCCAAGACCUACCACAGUCAAUGAUGGAGUUUCUAUACAAACAACCAGCCAAGUUCGCCUUGCUACGGCUGUGUAUCCGACAGUUAGUCUUCUAAACCAUUCUUGUCAACCUUCCAUAUCGUUAAGUUUUCAGAAAGAUACGUUGGUUGUUCGUUCAGUGAAAGACAUCUCAGAAGGAAAAGAAGUUUUCAGCUGCUACGGGCCCCACAGCUUCAGAAUGGAUUUUGCGGAACGUCAACAGAUUCUGAAGGAUCAAUAUUUCUUUAAAUGUCAAUGUGAAGCCUGCAUCCUGGAAGGUUCCCACAGACCAUCAGCUUCGGACGAAGACUGCUAUCAAUGUUUCUCGCAGUUACCAUGUGAAAAUGCCAAGGAGCACACAAAGUCAGCUUUACUUGGUGAAGCAAAUAACUUCAAGAAGGCUCUGACUUUACUGGAAUCAAAUAAUAUUGAAGAUGCCCUCGCUACAUUCCGUCUCUGCGCUGAUCUACGCAAGAGACUACUUGCACACCACACUAAGGAUUACGGUGAAAUACAGGACUGCAUUGCUCGAUGUUUGGCUUCUCUUGGUAAAUACAAAGAAGCUUGCAAAGUUUUAGAAUCCAGUUUGACAAUUACUGAAGAUUGUUAUGGCAGUGGUAGCCUGGAACUGGCACGAGAACUCCAGAAAUUCUGUGAACUGCUCUACAUAGCUGGAGAAAGGAAAAAAGCUUUAAAAACUAUCAACCGAGCGAAAAGUUUAUUUGCUAUACAUUUUGGUUUGAAAUGUCCUGAAUAUGGAGAACUUGCUUUGCUUGAAUCUAAACUUCAUUUACAAAAAUAAAGAAAACUUUAAAUCUAAUUCUGUAGUCCAUAGCAAAAUAAUAAAAUAUUUUGUUACU
Messenger RNA from Octopus sinensis (East Asian common octopus), 2334 nucleotides. Its product is annotated as SET and MYND domain-containing protein 4. Gene Ontology annotation, molecular function: protein binding. The record is from RefSeq and is a predicted model, not a curated record. The transcript is spliced from 17 exons. Lineage: Eukaryota; Metazoa; Mollusca; Cephalopoda; Octopoda; Octopodidae. The coding region runs from base 21 to 2276 and encodes 751 amino acids.